Molecule: messenger RNA, 1948 nt
Organism: Heterotrigona itama
Lineage: Eukaryota; Metazoa; Arthropoda; Insecta; Hymenoptera; Apidae
Source: the annotation of a GenBank genome assembly
AUGUAUCACCAAAGUAAAUAAUUAAUUGUUGCAAUAUUCUUCGUGCUGCAAAUCGAGUAAUAUUCUCAUUUCUCAUAGGAAUUACAAAUUUACUUCUAAUAAUAAUAUAAGCAUAGAUUACGUAUAAGAUAGAUCUCACAUCUACUAUUCAUUUUUGUGUCAUGUAUCUUUUCAUCACGUAUUAAAUAAUAUUGAAUUUGUCUCAAUGUGAACAAUGUAUAAAAUGUCUAUUCAUACGAAUUCUUAUAUCUCAUCUAUGUUAUUAAAACAUACUAUUAUUGACUAAGACAAUACGUUUCGUAUUAAAUUUAUUCUAUAUUUAUGAAUCAAUGAAUAAUUUUUGUAUAUUUUUAAUUAGAUUUAUUUAGAUUUUUAAAACAUUUUAAUAAUUGGCUAUACAAAAAUUUUGGAAAAACUACUAUUUUACUAAAGAUUAGUAAAAUAAAUUUCAAUAAAUAUUUUCGAAUGAAACAAUUUUCGCUAUGAGUUCAAUUAAAAAUUUAAGUUCCUUAUAUUUCGAAAUAUAAUAUUUCAAAAGUCGCAAAAGAUCUGAAAUCAUUAAGUCAUAGAAACGCGUCGGAUGUUAGUUCUAUAUAAUAUCUCGUCUAUGUACUAGAUCUUUUCAUAAAAAUAGAUGUACUAUUUUAUUUUUUUAACAUUUAAUUUUAUAAAAAAUAUAAAAACUUAUUUUAUUUCUAUUUUAGCUUUGUUGUAGAUAUUUAUAUUAAAAAAUAUUUAAGUGUCAGUAUAUUCAAAACGCACAGGCUUAGAAAGAAAAAGAUUGCUUGCAGAACACGUCUAUAAUUUAGUAGGUCGCAGUUUGUAAGUUUACGAAUAGCUUCCAGGAGGUUCUGGGUAGUACAUUGUUGAUAUUACUUCGGACUUCAGAGUAAAGUACGUAGCUUGAAGUUGAUUGAAAUACCGUAUUCUUUCAUAUUUCGAAAGUAUGUAAACAAUCUUUUUUUUAAUGAUUCUUGCCUAUUUUUGCAAUUAAAUCAAGUGUGACUAUUACUUAAAAAAAAAAUUAUCGAAUAUUAUAUAAUACGUUUCGUAUCUACGUUACGUUUGUUCUUAAAAUAUAGUUUUUUUAUCUGUUUUAUUAUAUUAAUAUGUAUUUUCCUUUAAAUGAUAUCGUUUAAUAUAUAAAUUUUAACAAUCAAUACUAUAUACAUCAAAAUUACUUUUAAUAUGUUAUAAAAAUGCUAUUAUCAACGUUAAUGAUAUAUUGUACGAAAAAUAUAUCAGAACGUUUAUCAUAUAGAAAUAUUUCUUUAUAAAAAAAAUGACUAUUUACAGUUAUAUUUAAAUAUCGUCUAAUAAUAAUAAUAUUUUAUACUAUUAUAUGAAAUUAAUAUAUCAGAUGUCGGAAAAAAGAUUACCAAAACCUCAACUUCGUGGUCUUCACGUUACAAGAAUUAAGAAAAGUUUUGGAGUUGCGGCAAUAAUUUGCGUUGCCACUGGUUUGGCAUGGAAAGUAUUAAUUAUGGAUGUAUAUAAUCGAAAAGUCGAAGAUUUUUACAAAAAUUAUGAUGCAAUGAAAUCGUUAGAUAGAAUGAACAAAGCUGGACUCAUGGAAUCUUAUAAUUCAUAAUUCCACAAAUCUGCAUGAGACAGAUUAAUUAGAUAUUAGUGGUAAUAAAAUUUUAUUUAAAAAGUUAUAUAUUUAUUUAAUAAAUAAAUAUUGCAAUUAUACCUUGACAUUGAAACUCCUAUGAUUUAAAUAAAUCUAAUAUCUUUUACAUGUAAAAAUGAUUUAAACUAUUAUUGUGUAUAUAAUUAUUAAUAUGUUUUUUAAUUUUUAUCUUAUUACAACAAUUUGAGAUAUUCAAAAUAUUCAAUAUUAAAGUUAAUUAUUUAUUAUUUCAAAACUAUUAUUUUAAAUGUAUUUGUUCAUAAGAGCAGGAAUUCAUUGUAAUACACUUGAAUUUGUAAUAAAUACUUAUUGCGU